UGAUCUAGACUCCAGCUACAUGAUCUCUUGGAAACAAAACUCGGUCUCUCACAAUAGUUGCUCGAACUGCUUUCAGGUGCUGAGCAUCUAAGAAAGAUGCCUCUGUUGUCUCACCUUUGAUUUUUACUCCCCUCCUCUCCUCCCCUUCCUCAUUUCCCUCCCUUUCCCCCCUUCCCAGAACACAACUCCCCCAUCCUCAUCCCCAAUCCCUCUCCCCUUUCCCCCUCUCGACAAUGUUGUCAUGCUGCCGUUGGCUGCAGCCUCUAGUCCAAGCCAGCCUCCUAAUCUGUUCUGCCUUGCUGAAUCACGGUGAUCUUUGCCCGGCUCCCUGCCUCUGCCCGGACCCUCACACUGUUGACUGCAGCCGUCAAGGGCUUGGAAGCUUGCCGGAUUUCAUCCCCUUGGACGUUCGGAGGCUCUUGCUGUCUGAUAACUGGAUCGACCAAAUCCCGGCAGAUUUUCUUGUCCUCUACAGCGAUCUGGUUUAUCUGGACCUGCGAAACAAUUCCCUUUCUACAAUAGAGCCCGGCACGUUUAGUACCUCCUCCAAGCUAGUGUUCCUCGAUCUGGGACAGAACAACUUGACGGAAAUCCCAGCAGGCACCUUCUUGGAGUCUGGGAGUCUGAUCAAGCUCCAUUUAGACAGUAACCCUUACCUGUCAUCAAUCAGUGAAGAUGCUUUUCUUGGUCUGACAUCCCUACGCGAGCUGGAGCUGGAGAGUAAUGCCCUGUCCAGCAUGAAGGUUGGAUCCCUGAGCCAGUUGUCCUCAUUGAAGCUCUUGAGGUUGGAGGACAAUCCUUGGGUGUGCAACUGCAACUUUGCCAACCUGUAUGCAUGGCUAAUGGCGAAUUUAGACAGGCUUCCAAGAGGAGUGGACGGGAUGCAGUGCUCGCUGCCCCUGGAUGGGCGGAGGGUGAACUUGAGCCAGCUCUCGGAGGACAGUUUCCGGGCUUGCCAGCUGACCCUCACCGUCACCGACUAUCUCAUCAUCAUCUUCUCGGGCAUCUCCGUCUCGGUGGUUGCCAUCAUGACCAGCUUCUUCCUGGCAUCCACUGUCCACUGCUUCCAGCGCUGGAGCAAGGCCAACAAGACUGACGAGGAAGAAGGCGAGGACUAGAGCCUGUGUCUUCACUGGAAACCAUGAGACCAAUGGAUGGGAAACUCCGGUCUGGGAGUGCUGCUCCACAGCAGGUUUAAUAGAUGGAAUUAAAUGCACUUCAGGACCCAGUCAGGGGUUAAAUAGAUGAAGUAUUAAGCACAUGGUUGGAACAUGGACCUGAAUUGGAUAUGCUGAUAUUUCUACCCUUACCUUGUACUACGUACUUCUUACUUUCCAUAAUAAGCCAAAGAAGUGGAUAAUGAUCUAAAUGACCAAUUUUGUCCAAUGAUUUUUUAUUUUUAAAAAAGUCUGAAGGACAGGGUUUUCAAUAAUCUUCACUGCUCAGUAGCACAUAGUACAUGCAUUAUUACAGUGUAAUUAUGAACGAAUAGAGAAUUAUGUGGCAUCUAUUAAUGCUUAAUUUCAGGGUAACACAGUUUAGAAUGUGAUCAAAUGUUUAGGAAAGCAUUUAUCAUUCAAUGCCAAU
Messenger RNA from Polyodon spathula (Mississippi paddlefish), 1587 nucleotides. RefSeq names its product leucine-rich repeat-containing protein 38-like. Gene Ontology annotation, cellular component: voltage-gated potassium channel complex. Lineage: Eukaryota; Metazoa; Chordata; Actinopteri; Acipenseriformes; Polyodontidae. Bases 234 to 1118 code for a protein of 294 amino acids. Gene Ontology annotation, molecular function: voltage-gated potassium channel activity; transmembrane transporter binding; potassium channel activator activity. The record is from RefSeq and is a predicted model, not a curated record. The transcript is spliced from 2 exons.